Messenger RNA from Auxenochlorella protothecoides, 2679 nucleotides. RefSeq names its product Vacuolar transporter chaperone 4. The record is from RefSeq and is a predicted model, not a curated record. The transcript has 7 exons. Lineage: Eukaryota; Viridiplantae; Chlorophyta; Trebouxiophyceae; Chlorellales; Chlorellaceae. The coding region runs from base 1 to 2679 and encodes 892 amino acids.
AUGUCACGGGGCCCCCUGUGGGCCAUCGCCCCCGCCCAGAGCUUCACCCCGGGCCGCAAUGCCUACAUACCUAUCGUGUCGGGCGUGCCGCCCCCGCGUCUGCCGCCUGGGGUGUCGGCCUCAUCCGGCUUCCGGACCGUCGUGCGUGUUGCUGCCCCCUCCCUGUUCAUGGGCAUCCCCUCAUGUCUCAUUCCCCCCAUUCCCCAGUACGAGAGCAGCUACCUACGCUUCACAGGCCUGCGCCUGCGCUGCCUGGUGGCCACCGAGGGCGACGCGCUGUGGAACCGGGUGCUGGACGCCAUCGCGGCGCUGCAGACCACGGUGGGCCUGCCCGCCGAGCAGGCGCGCCGCGCUGCCGAGGCGCUGCAGGCCACGCAGCGUCGCCUGGAGGCGGCGGGGGAGGCCUACGUGGCGCUGACCGCAUUCGUGCGGCACAACGUGGCGGCCUGCGCCAAGCUGGCCGCCGCCUACGACCACCUGGCUGACCUGGUGACGGGCGCAGAGGGCUCGCUGGAGAGCGGGACGCGGCUGUACCUGGCCUGCCUGCAGCAGUGCGUGGUGGGCCACGGCGGGCUGGAGGCCAUCCUGGUGGCGCUGUCGGACGCCUGGGAGCUGCUGCGCCACUGCCGCGCGCACAACGCGGCGCUGACGGCCUACCCCUCCGGCCGCUGGGUGGCGCCCCAGAAGUUCACGCGCGUGACGCGCAAGUUCUGGAUGCGCGCCUGCGACGCGCCCGCCUUCAAGGCGGAGGUGAUCAAGCACCUCCCCGUCCUCAUCUACGGCGACCGCGCCAAGUUCACCGAGGGCGACGUGGAGGCCCGGCGCUGCCUGGCCGGCGCCGCACACGUCGCCGACGCCGCGGCGGUCACCUCGGUGUACUUUGACAACCCCGAGGAGCUGCCGGUGUACCACGCGCGCCUGCGCCGCGCCGACGGCGCCACGGCGGUGCGCCUGCGCUGGUACGGCGAGCGCGCCGCCGCCUCGCCCGACCAGGAGAUCUUCGUGGAGGAGAAGGUGCAUCGCGAGUCCUGGACCGACCACUUCUCCUCCAAGGAGCGCGCGAGGCUGGUACAGGGCGAGGUGGCCGCGUUUCUGGCGGGGCAAGACGUUGGUGGGUCGCGCCCUGCCGAGGACGCCGCCCUCCUGGCCCGCGUCCAGGCGUUCCUGGCGCGCGAGGCUCAGGGGCCCUUUUUGCGGACCACCUACCAGCGCACUGCCUUCCAGGCCAGCGACUCGGCGGCGGUGCGCAUCUCCAUGGACUCCGACCUGCGCAUGAUCCGGGAGGCGGGCGCGCCGCGCGCGCGGGACGACUGGUGCCGCGACCUGACCCGCCCCCUGGCCCCCGCCGACAUCGUCAACUUCUCCUUUGUGGUGGUGGAGGUGAAGCUGCAGCGCAAGGCCCCGGAGUGGCUCACCCCCCUGCUGAAGUCCGGCAAGCUCCUGGCCGUGCCCAAGUUCAGCAAGCACAUCCACGGCACCGCCGUCCUCUUCCAGCUCCUGACCGAGAACGUGCCGCACUGGUUCCUGCCGGACGCCGCCAACCCCAGCCUGAUGACGCCCGCCACCUGGCACGAGCUGGCGGACAAGUCGGACGCGCUGCUGCGGGACGCCGCCUCUUGGCUCUUUCCCAGCGCUGACGGGGGCCGGCGCCGCGACGCCGAUCCCGACCCGGAUCUCGCGCCCAAGGCCUCGCUUCUGCGCCGCCUGGCGCGGCGCAACCGUACCGCCCCCGUCCUGCUGCAGCCCGGGGUCAAGGAGGCGCGGGCCGUCGAGGAGGCUGGACACGCAGACGCGGCAGAGCACGACAUCCUGUCGGGCUCUGCUGCGCACGCGCGCAUGCCCACCUGGCCCGUGUUUGCGGCGGGGGAGGCGCUGCCGCCACCGCCGACGUGCGCGGGCCCUGGCGACGGCGCGGCACACCCCACGCGCACCCCCACGCCACCGCCGUCCGCCUUCACCGGGCCCAGCUCCACGCCGCAGCCCUCCGUCUACCCCGUGUCGCAGCUGGUUGCUGUGCCCAUGAUGCUCACGCCGCGCUCCUACCACGGCAACAGCGGCGGCCGCGAGGACAACGGCGCCGGCGCGCUGCAGCGCCACUCCUCCUCCUCGGAGCAGGGCCCCGGGAACGGCAAGGCCAAGAACACGGGGUCCUCCACGCCAGAGGACAGCGCGCGCGACCUGGAGGCUGGACGGGCGUUGCUGGGCUCCGCGGGCGACCUCAAGGUCCUGGGGGGCCAGGAUGCCGUGACCCUGGCGGCCACGCGCUCGGGGCGCGUGCAGGCGCUGGUGCGCACGCGCGUCGAGCCCAAGACCUUCUUCGCCAACGAGCGCACCUUCCUGGCCUGGCUCCAGAUCUCAGUCCUGGUCAUGCUCACCGCGCUUUCCCUGCUCUCCGGCUCCUCCAUCUCCGUCCCUGGGGCGGGGUCCGCCAGCGGCGGGUCCGAGGCGUCCUGCACCGACGGCCGCUGCUUCGCCUCCAAGGUGUCGGGCGCCAUCAUCGCGCCGGUGGCCGUCCUCUUCAUGGCGUACGCGCUGUACAUGUACAAGAAGCGCACCAUCCAGAUCAUGCGCCGCGAGACGGUCCGCUACGACGACCAGCGCGGCCCCGUGGCCCUGGUCAUCAUCCUGAUCCUGGUCACCCUCAUCUCAUACAUCAUAUCCCUGGUUUACGGCUUCUAG